Molecule: messenger RNA, 3057 nt
Organism: Mercurialis annua (annual mercury)
Lineage: Eukaryota; Viridiplantae; Streptophyta; Magnoliopsida; Malpighiales; Euphorbiaceae
Product: cyclin-dependent kinase G-2
Exons: 6
Coding region: 492-2780 (762 amino acids)
Biological process (GO): protein phosphorylation; regulation of mitotic cell cycle
Cellular component (GO): nucleus
Molecular function (GO): ATP binding; cyclin-dependent protein serine/threonine kinase activity
Source: RefSeq, a predicted model, not a curated record
AGUCGCCAUUAAACGGUAGAUAGCGGUGACGUAUUGACUCCUUUUCACGCUCCUCUCUCUUUUCAAUCGAAGAAGAGGUUUCAGAUUCUCUCGCUCGCCAGAACCACCGCUCAGCUCGCCCGCCCGCCGUCCGUCGUUUUCCUAUUUCAGCACCGGUAGGCAAACCCUAACUCCUCUUCAAAUAACUUAUGAUUUGUAUUUAUCCCUCUUAGUAAUUCAAUUUCUAGGGUUUCCUUUUCUCCCCAUUUUAUUCCUCUUCAAUUUCCUAGGGUUUCACUAUCUCUCUUAAUAACUCGUAAUCUAAAAUUACGAGCUUAAUUAUGAUGCAAUAAGGUCGAUAGAUUACAAGGGUUUGUAUUUGAUUACUCAACCCUUUUCUUCUUAGAUCUAAAUUUGGGAAUUUUGGUGAAUUAAUUUGAAAUUAGGGUUUAUUGGGGGAAUUAAAGGUUUUUGAUUCGACUCGAUUAAUAAAUAGAAUUUGUUUCUAUAUUAUGGCGGCUGGGAGACAUGGAGGUUAUCGUGAUAAUGAAUUUUCGAAGAGGGACAUGGCUUUUUCUAAAGAGGAAUAUGAAACUAUUGGGAAUGGUAAUGGCGAAAAUGAGCGGGUUCUAGUUCGUGAUGUAAGAGAUAGAAGUAAGGUUAGACAGAAGGAUAUUAAAGAGAGAGAAGUAGUUGUUAAUGGUGGGUAUCGGUCCUCUUCUAGCAGGACUGAUUCAGGGGGUAGUGGUAGCAGUGGUAGUGGCGGUGGUGUGCGCAGUGAACCUAGGAGAUGUGAGUUUACUACUGUAGCUGAUAUAGAUAGGGAGCCGGGUGAAUUGUCUAGUGAAAGUGGGUCUGAUGAUGGCAAUGAGUCUGAAUUGCAGGUCAAAGAUAAAGAUAAAGGUAGAGAUAAUGGGGUUUCCAAAGUAAUAGGGAAUAGGAUUCAGACUCCUGCUGAGAAGAAGAGAAAGUUCUCCCCUAUAGUUUGGGAUAGAGAUGAUAAAGAAGCGACUUAUUUUUCCAAAAGUAGGGUUUCUCCGUCGGUUACUGCUCUCCCUCCACCACCACCUCUCCCUAAGGCAUACCGCAAAUCCCCCAAUGUUGUUCCGGAUGGGGCACUGGAGAUUUCUCCCAUUAAGAGUACCAAUAGCCAGAAGUUACAUUCAUCUCCACUGGUAAAGGGUACCAUGGCUGAAGGGGCUGUUAGGUUGACUGUAUCCGAGCCUCUUCACGAGUUGGAUGCCUUGCCUUUAGAGGAGCAACAAUUUGGUAAUGGCCGUGAAACUGAGCCGACAGAAGAUGAUGAUUAUGUACCAACACGGAAUAUAUCAUCUUCCAGAUGGGCAGGUGGUAACAAUUCUCCUGUUGAUGAAGGUGAAAUUGUAGAUGAUCAGGAAAGGCCUAAAAGAAGGAAAAAGAUGUCUCAUAUGGAGUCCUUGGAUUUAAGAGUACAGAAUAGAUCAUCGACUCCUGAUGUUGGCGAGCUUAGAAGGGAAGGUUCAGAAGGAGCUAAAGGGAAAUCAGUUGAAUCUGAUGAGCAAGGCGCUCAUACUAGGUCGUCAAGUGGGGAUGGUUAUCCUGGUAAUGAUACUGACAUGGAUGACUAUAUGGAAAUUGAUGAUGAGAAUAAUGCUUGCAAUAGCCAUUCUGAUACAGAUUCCGAGAACAGGAAUGAUUCUCAGGGAACAGCAGAACCUGCAGGUCCACCUCAAAGAAGCAUUAACAUGCUUCAGGGAUGUAGAAGUGUAGACGAGUUUGAGAGAUUAAAUAAAAUAGAUGAAGGCACUUAUGGUGUUGUAUAUAGAGCAAGAGAUAAAAAGACUGGAGAAGUUGUAGCAUUGAAGAAGGUCAAAAUGGAGAAAGAACGAGAAGGUUUUCCACUGACAUCUCUUAGGGAAAUAAACAUUCUUCUUUCAUUUCAUCACCCUUCAGUUGUUGAUGUAAAAGAAGUUGUUGUAGGGAGUAAUCUUGAUAGCAUUUUUAUGGCCAUGGAAUACAUGGAACAUGAUCUUAAAGGCCUAAUGGAGUCUAUGAAGCAGCCAUUUAGUCAGAGUGAAGUUAAAUGCUUAAUGCUCCAGUUAUUGGAGGGUGUCAAGUAUUUGCAUGAUAACUGGGUCUUACAUCGAGAUCUAAAGACAUCAAAUUUGCUUUUGAAUAAUCGAGGUGAGCUGAAGAUCUGUGACUUCGGGUUGGCUCGUCAAUAUGGGAGUCCGUUGAAACCAUAUACUCAAUUGGUUGUUACUCUUUGGUACAGGGCGCCUGAACUACUUUUGGGAGCUAAACAGUAUUCAACUGCAAUUGACAUGUGGUCACUAGGUUGUAUUAUGGCUGAACUAUUGUCAAAGGAAUCUCUUUUUAAUGGGAAAACAGAAUUUGACCAACUUGAUAAGAUUUUUCGAGUACUCGGUACACCAAAUGAGACAAUCUGGCCUGGUUUCUCUAAAUUGCCUGGUGUUAAGGUCAACUUUGUUAAGCACCAGUAUAACCUACUGCGUAAGAAAUUCCCAGCAACUUCUUUCACUGGCUCGCCGGUUCUUUCUGAUUCUGGAUUUGAUUUGUUGAAGAAACUUUUAACCUAUGACCCUGAGAAGCGAAUAAAUGCUGAAGCUGCCCUUAAUCAUGAGUGGUUUCGUGAAGUUCCGCUUCCCAAGUCUAAAGAUUUUAUGCCUACUUUCCCUGCUCAGCAUGCUCAAGACAGGCGUCUGCGGAGAAUGAUGAAGAGUCCAGAUCCUUUAGAGGAGCAGCGCAGAAAAGAGCUGAAACAAGCGGAAUUGGGGACCGGCGGCGGUUUAUUUGGCUAAAAGGUCUUGUCUAUUGAUUUCAUGUUGCGGUUUCCAAAUUACUGUCGCUGAGUGAACUGAAGUGCAAUACAAUCAUUCAUAUCUUUUUAACAGCCACCGCCUGGGUGGAGAAAAUAUUCGCCGCAGUGGGAGAUAUCAAUUGCCUUUCAUCUUGAAAGAUCAGUUUCAGGUGAAACUUAAUUAUGUAACAUAAUAUUUUGUUUAAUUGUAAGCAUUUUUAUUACACAGUGAGGACUGUCACCUGCUAUAAUCACUUCUGGUUUUGUGUUGCUUCUUA